Molecule: messenger RNA, 350 nt
Organism: Staurois parvus
Lineage: Eukaryota; Metazoa; Chordata; Amphibia; Anura; Ranidae
Source: the annotation of a GenBank genome assembly
AUGGGGCCCCCGGGCAAUAGGGGAUCAUGGGGCCCCUGUGUCCUUGUCCAAACUCAAAAAAGCCUCGCACAUGUGUGAAUCAGCUGUCACAGCCGGGUGCCCACUGCGCAUGCACAAGUAGCGCUGCAGCUUGUAAAUGGUCCCGUAGUCUUCUGGGACCUGCAGGCGCGGACUGACAACUCAUGGGGCCCGUGGGCAAUAGGGGAUCAUGGGGCCCCUGUGUCCUCACCCAUACCCAAAAAAGCCUAUGAAAAAAGCCAAUGAAAGGUACCAGGGCAUCUCAUGGGGCCCCCUACUGACCCCGGGCCCUCGGGCAGUGCCCGAGUGCUCGAAUGGUCAAUCCGCCCCUG